AUGCACUGGCUGAACUCAUCACCGCGUCGCUGGAAACCAUUUGUGGCCAACAGGGUGGCACAAAUACAGGAAGAAACGCGUAUCUCCAGCUGGCGUCAUGUUCCUGGAGUUGAUAACCCGGCGGAUGACAUCUCGCGCGGGCUGAGUCCGGAAGAAUUGCUGCAGUGUACACGUUGGUGGCAUGGACCGAGUUGGCUGUCCUACGGACAAGAGAAGUGGCCCCAUGAUCAACCGGCGAUGAAGGAAGGCGAGGCUGACAUCGAAGAGCGACUGGCAGUCUCACACAUUGUCACUACAUCUACGAUGUGUGAUUUUAGCAACAUACUGUUCGCCAAAUACUCAAGGUAUGGCAAGUUAAGGAGAGUUGUGGCUUUCUGCUUGCGGUUCAUCACAACGCUUAAGGCAACCAAGGCAUCAUCGUGCAAGCGCGUUAAGGUAAAGGCGGACAUCAAGACGUUGCUGCACUCCGUUCCACCGCUUACAGCAGAGGAGCUACAGCAAGCCGAGCUGCGUUUGUGCCAGCUAGCACAACAGGAGUCGUUCGCGGAAGAGCUGGUCGAUCUACAACGAGGGAAGCAGGUUAGUGCGAGAUCAAAGCUGAAGUGGUUGUCCCCAUACAUCGACGCACAGGGUGUGUUACGUGUCGGUGGCCGGCUAGGUAAUGCCAACAUCCCAGAGGCAACGAAGCAUCCGACAGUUCUUGCAGCAUCACAUCGUCUGUCAGUGCUAUUGGCAGAAAGGGUCCAUCAGCAGGAAAUGCACGCCGGACCACAAGCAAUGUUAACCAUACUGCGGCAGAAGUUUUGGUUAAUUGGAGGCCGAAAUAUGGUAAAGCGUGUGUAUCACCAGUGCCACACUUGCUUUAGAAACAAGCCGACGUUGGUGAAACAGGCGGUAGCGGAUUUGCCUGAGUCACGGGUAACACCAACGAGACCGUUUGCUGAAGUCCACCAUCCGCAAUCGCAGUCCCACCAAGGCGUAUAUCGCAAUAUUCGUCUGCUUCGCGACCAGGGCAGUUCAUAUCGAACUGGUGAGUGA
This is a messenger RNA of Anopheles merus, 1038 nucleotides long. RefSeq lists its product as uncharacterized. The record is from RefSeq and is a predicted model, not a curated record. Bases 1 to 1038 code for a protein of 345 amino acids. The transcript has a single exon. NCBI's taxonomy places the organism in Eukaryota, Metazoa, Arthropoda, Insecta, Diptera, Culicidae.